AUGGCCUUCCUGAUCGUCCUCCUUUUAGACAUCCUCGUUCUCAGAUACGAUCAGUGGACGAUGAAAUUCACCGAGUUAAAGCCGCCGGUUGAAGCAACAGCCGCGAUCGCCGGACCUUUGGCCGAGGACCCGCAAGGGAUGGACGAGAGGAGUGCAGAUCGGUUGCGGUACCCGGGCAGGAAGCGCGUGCUGGGGUUCGUCGGGGUGCAGACCGGUUUCGGCUGCAGCCGCAAGAGGCGCACUCUGCUUCGCGAGACGUGGUUCCCCGCCACGCCCGAGGAGCACGCGCGAGGUGGUUCCGCGCCCGAGGGAGCCACACAAGUGGGGCAUGAGGGCGUGGGGCAUGAGGGCGUGGGGCAUGAGGGCGUGGGGCAUGAGGGCGUGGGGCAUGAGGGCGUGGGGCAUGAGGGCGUGGGGCAUGAGGGCGUGGGGCAUGAGGGCGUGGGGCAUGAGGGCGUGGGGCAUGAGGGCGUGGGGCAUGAGGGCGUGGGGCAUGAGGGCGUGGGGCAUGAGGGCGUGGGGCAUGAGGGCGGCGUGGGGCAUGAGGGCGUGGGGCAUGAGGGCGUGGGGCAUGAGGGCGUGGGGCAUGAGGGCGUGGGGCAUGAGGGCGUGGGGCAUGAGGGCGUGGGGCAUGAGGGCGUGGGGCAUGAGGGCGUGGGGCAUGAGGGCGUGGGGCAUGAGGGCGUGGGGCAUGAGGGCGUGGGGCAUGAGGGCGUGGGGCAUGAGGGCGUGGGGCAUGAGGGCGUGGGGCAUGAGGGCGUGGGGCAUGAGGGCGUGGGGCAUGAGGGCGUGGGGCAUGAGGGCGUGGGGCAUGAGGGCGUGGGGCAUGAGGGCGUGGGGCAUGAGGGCGUGGGGCAUGAGGGCGUGGGGCAUGAGGGCGUGGGGCAUGAGGGCGUGGGGCAUGAGGGCGUGGGGCAUGAGGGCGUGGGGCAUGAGGGCGUGGGGCAUGAGGGCGUGGGGCAUGAGGGCGUGGGGCAUGAGGGCGUGGGGCAUGAGGGCGUGGGGCAUGAGGGCGUGGGGCAUGAGGGCGUGGGGCAUGAGGGCGUGGGGCAUGAGGGCGUGGGGCAUGAGGGCGUGGGGCAUGAGGGCGUGGGGCAUGAGGGCGUGGGGCAUGAGGGCGUGGGGCAUGAGGGCGUGGGGCAUGAGGGCGUGGGGCAUGAGGGCGUGGGGCAUGAGGGCGUGGGGCAUGAGGGCGUGGGGCAUGAGGGCGUGGGGCAUGAGGGCGUGGGGCAUGAGGGCGUGGGGCAUGAGGGCGUGGGGCAUGAGGGCGUGGGGCAUGAGGGCGUGGGGCAUGAGGGCGUGGGGCAUGAGGGCGUGGGGCAUGAGGGCGUGGGGCAUGAGGGCGUGGGGCAUGAGGGCGGCGUGGGGCAUGAGGGCGUGGGGCAUGAGGGCGUGGGGCAUGAGGGCGUGGGGCAUGAGGGCGUGGGGCAUGAGGGCGUGGGGCAUGAGGGCGUGGGGCAUGAGGGCGUGGGGCAUGAGGGCGUGGGGCAUGAGGGCGUGGGGCAUGAGGGCGUGGGGCAUGAGGGCGUGGGGCAUGAGGGCGUGGGGCAUGAGGGCGUGGGGCAUGAGGGCGUGGGGCAUGAGGGCGUGGGGCAUGAGGGCGUGGGGCAUGAGGGCGUGGGGCAUGAGGGCGUGGGGCAUGAGGGCGUGGGGCAUGAGGGCGUGGGGCAUGAGGGCGUGGGGCAUGAGGGCGUGGGGCAUGAGGGCGUGGGGCAUGAGGGCGUGGGGCAUGAGGGCGUGGGGCAUGAGGGCGUGGGGCAUGAGGGCGUGGGGCAUGAGGGCGUGGGGCAUGAGGGCGUGGGGCAUGAGGGCGUGGGGCAUGAGGGCGUGGGGCAUGAGGGCGUGGGGCAUGAGGGCGUGGGGCAUGAGGGCGUGGGGCAUGAGGGCGUGGGGCAUGAGGGCGUGGGGCAUGAGGGCGUGGGGCAUGAGGGCGUGGGGCAUGAGGGCGUGGGGCAUGAGGGCGUGGGGCAUGAGGGCGUGGGGCAUGAGGGCGUGGGGCAUGAGGGCGUGGGGCAUGAGGGCGUGGGGCAUGAGGGCGUGGGGCAUGAGGGCGUGGGGCAUGAGGGCGUGGGGCAUGAGGGCGUGGGGCAUGAGGGCGUGGGGCAUGAGGGCGUGGGGCAUGAGGGCGUGGGGCAUGAGGGCGUGCAGCACGAGAGUGGAAGCAGCAACGGAAUUGCUGUUUCGGUUCAUCGCGGGGCAUGGCAGGAGUGCAGUGCAGUGGACGAGCACAUGGAUGUGAUGCGCCCUCCCCGCUCGCUUUCCCCUUUUGCAUGUCUCCCAGGGAAGAAGCAGCAACGGGGCUUUCCCCUUUUGCAUGUCUCCCAGGGUAGAAGCAGCAACGGGGCUUUCCCCUUUUGCAUGUCUCCCAGGGUAGAAGCAGCAACGGGGCUUUCCCCUUUUGCAUGUCUCCCAGGGGUAGAAGCAGCAACGGGGUUGGUGUUCCGGUUCAUCAUCGGGCACGGUGGCACAGACGGAGGAAGCAGCACAGACAGAGGAAGCAGCGGUGAUGCGGAAGAGCAGCUGCUGCAGGCGGAGAACAGCACUCACGGGGACUUCCUUCGCAUCGACACCCAGGAGGGAUACCUCAAUCUCAGCCGCAAGACAUGA
Closterium sp. Naga37s-1 is the source of this 2607-nucleotide messenger RNA. NCBI's taxonomy places the organism in Eukaryota, Viridiplantae, Streptophyta, Zygnematophyceae, Desmidiales, Closteriaceae. The record is from the annotation of a GenBank genome assembly.